AUGUACCUUUGGAUUGUCGGACAGUUUGUCGAUUGUCUGCUGAACAAGACGACAUCCGUACUUGUCCUGGCAAACAGUCAUCAAGUUAUCAUCACGGCAAAGAAACUUGACGAAGAAACUCCAAGCGCCAAUUGGAAGAAGCUUAACAACUUUUUGGAGAACGUGAAUGGCACAUUGGUCAGUACACAAUGGAAGGAAGUUGAGAGUACUGAUUUUAUGUACAAGCUUCAUCGCGAUAGACUCAUCGAACUUCUGAAAUCAUAUAGCAUGUUUAUUUCCGAAAAUCGGUUAUCAUUUUACCUGGAUAGAGAGCUGAACAACUCGGCAUGCAAAUUUGUCAAGACACAUUUCGAUCAAACCAUUCUCACUCAUUGUGCUGACAAGACGAUCCUGUUCUUCCAACGAAGCAUGUUCAACAAACUUCUGGAUGAUGAAAUUGCCGGCUGCACUGCGGCAAAGACUUGUGAAAACUGUACUUUGUUCAGUGAGUUUAUCGAACAGCAAGCUGUGCAUCUCGUCGUCUUGCUCCGAUGGGAAAUGACUUUCCAAGAACUUGACUCCAGUUCUAUCCAUGGCAAAAUCGAUAAGCGAUCCGUUACGAACAACAUCUUGAAGCUGAAAUCCGCGAAAGAUUCGUUACCGAAAGAGAAAUCCGCUAGACCGAAAUCAGCUGGAGUCAUGUUCAAUGGUUCCUUUGGUGUGGAUUGGGUGAUUGCAGUCAGACGGCACGGACCAUUUGAUUUGACAAAUGGAUGUGGGGACAUGAAUCGUCUGAAUGAGGAACAAAUUAUCCAUUCAGAAAUGAUGAGAUUGCUCGAAAAAAUUCUUUCUCUUGCUGGAGAGAUGAAAAAUUUCGAACUGCAGAACCAAAAAGCGACUGUAAUCUGGGCAAGCGAGUGGGUUGAAAAAGUUGAUAAUUUGAACGACGCAAUCGAAAACCUGGCAGUCCGCAUCAUGAUAGCGGAGAGCUUCAAACAGAUCAAUUCGUCUCAUUCCGAGCCAUUGAAGAAUAAACUCACCGAAAUCGUCAUUGUAAUGAGUAAAAUUACUGAAAACAUGUACAAAAUCAUUAAUCGCAACCAAGACGAGCGUUUGAAUGCUGCAAAGAUUAUAGCCGAGCAGCGCAUCAACAUCUUAUUGAUUGAAAAAGAGAGGAUCACAAGAUUGUUAGAAGCUCAGAAAUUGAAAAUUAAACAGAAAGAAGAGUUGGAACGGCAGAAGUCGGAAGAAGUCCGUUCGACAGAAAUGAGACGAGAAAUGCGUAUCAAAGCAUUGGAAGAACAUAAAAAAUAUCUCGCUUCUCGUCAAGCCAUUGAAUUUCUUAAUUCGGUGAAUGAUGCUACUGUCAUCUCAAGUCAUUCUAACGAAGAUACGAACACUAUUAUUGAAGACGAAGGACUUCAUUGUCGGAAGAAACGUCGAUCUCGUAGUCUCGCUCGCAAAGUUGUCGGUCGUGUAAAGAAAACGAUUCGUAGAAGUAUCUCAGCUGUGAACAACUAUCUUCCACAUCUUCAUCAUCACGAUAAACAAGAAUAG
Messenger RNA from Caenorhabditis remanei, 1536 nucleotides. RefSeq lists its product as uncharacterized. The record is from RefSeq and is a predicted model, not a curated record. The transcript is spliced from 7 exons. The coding region runs from base 1 to 1536 and encodes 511 amino acids. Lineage: Eukaryota; Metazoa; Nematoda; Chromadorea; Rhabditida; Rhabditidae.